This is a messenger RNA of Camellia sinensis, 1803 nucleotides long. The record is from RefSeq and is a predicted model, not a curated record. Lineage: Eukaryota; Viridiplantae; Streptophyta; Magnoliopsida; Ericales; Theaceae.
CAAAAAUUCCCAUUAGAAUCAUGAAGUGAACCCCAUAUAAAUCCAAAACAAACUUCGUCUUGGACCCCAUCUCUGCUGUGUUUGCCUCUCUCCUCCGAACCAAAUUCGCCUUUCGCUUCUCAGCUUCCUUGGUGAAAUGGAGAACCCAGUAGCGGAUCAGCUUCCCGAUGCGCAUUCGUUGCCUGAUGGGUUUGUUGAUAGCUCUGCGGAGCCAUUGGCCCAAGAAAAGCCAUUGAUUGAUUAUAAGGAGGAGAAAUUAGUAGAAUUAGAUUCUAGACCUGAAUUAGUAGUUGUAGUGAAUGAGGGAAAAACUGAAAAGAGUGAGAAAUCGAGAAGAUUUCCUGUCCCAUUAUCUGAAAAUGAUGGUAGUGAUGCUUCCAAGGAGUUGGAAUUGCCCAUUGAAGGCUGGUCAGAGCGGAGUGAUUGUACAUCAGCAAUGCCUGAAUUGAGGGAGUCGGACGAGAAAUGUCAAAGUUCAGAGAAAGCAAUUGAAGGAACCUUAGAGACACAAGCAGCCCACAUGAAGGAAACAUCUUCAACUGAAAAUGCCGAGAACAAUGUAAAAAUAGAAACCUCCAAAGUAAAACGUAAGAACACAAAGCGUACCUGUAAAUCUGAAAAGGAGUUUCUAGAGUUCACUUUGAAAUAUCAACAAGUUCUUGCGGAAAGAGAUACAGCCAUCACUGUUCGAGAUAAACUCGAGUCAUUGUGCCGGGAGUUACAACGUCAGAACAAAAUGCUAAUGGAUGAAUGCAAGCGGGUAUCAACGGAGGGGCAAAACUUGAGAUUAGAUCUAUCAAGCAAGUUCCGCGACGCAAUUAAGGAAGUAAGCAAUAAGCUGGAAGAGCAAAAAGGUGAUUCUAUGUCUCAAUUGAAGGAGAAUGAGAUAAUAAUACGCAAAUUCUUCAAGUUCAGGUUAAGAAGUAAUUUGAAGCAGCUUGCUGAUCAGUAUGCUCUUUCCGAAGAGCAAUAUGAACAGAAGUUGAAGCAGAAAACACUGGAACUCCAGCUUGCUGAUUUGAAAAUGCAGCAACAAGGGGAGAAAUUGCUCCAGGAACAGUCCCAGAUGAUGUUAUAUGCAGAACAGGUGUCACAAUUAUUGGCAACUGAAAAGAAUUUGCGCUUACAGUUAACAGCUGAUGGAGAAAAAUUCCAACAAUUCCAGGAUGCUCUGGUAAAUAGUAAUGAGGUCUUUGAAACAUUCAAGCAAGAGAUUGACAAGAUGGCAAAAUCAAUAAAGGAACUCAGAAAGGAGAACACCUUCCUGAAGAGCAAAUGUGAGAAAUCAGACAUUACUCUGGUAGAACUUGUCGAGGAGCGCGAACACUUGAAGAAACAACUGGAGAAAACUAGGAAUCAGAAGGAAAAGCUUGAAUCACUGUGCCGGUCACUUCAAGAAGAAAGGAAGCAAAAUUCCAUUGUGGGAGAACAAACAACUCUGAUUCAGUAGCAGUUUUUGAAUUCAGAAAGAUGGGUAACGUAAGGGUUUUUGGGAGUCCUCUAUUUUCGUUUAUACCGAACUCUUUGGUUUUGGCUAUGGCUUCCCUAAUAACAAAAGCCGUCGAUGAUACUGACUGUAUCAAAUAUAAAUGUACAAGCAUUUUUGGCAUAAGUUUUCAUUUAUUUAUUUUGCAUAUUUAUCCAAUCCAUAUUGCUGUGGUGGAUUUGAAAAUGAGGUUAAGACAGUAUAUCAAUUGGUGCACUUUUAUCAAUCCACCAUUUAUAUAUGGUGGAAGUUUUAACUAAGGAUUGACUGAGCAAUAAAGAUUUGAGAAUAAAAUUUAAGAUUUCAAGUUCGAGUCA